Messenger RNA from Nicotiana tabacum (common tobacco), 324 nucleotides. The record is from RefSeq and is a predicted model, not a curated record. NCBI's taxonomy places the organism in Eukaryota, Viridiplantae, Streptophyta, Magnoliopsida, Solanales, Solanaceae.
AUGAGAAAGGAGUUUGAGGCACUAGAUGCCGGUAAGACUUGUGAUAUUGUUGAACUACCUGCUGGAAAAAAACCUAUUGGGUGCAAGUGGGUCUAUAAAAUAAAGUAUAAAGCAGAUGGUAGUGUAGAAAGGUAUAAAGGAAGGCUUGUGAUUAGGGGUGAUACACAUGUUGAGGGAGUGGAUUUCACUGAAACUUUUUCACAUGUUGUGAAGUUGUCUACUGUUAAAUGUCUUAUAGUUGUUGCUAUCAAGCAAGGUGGGUCUCUGUUUCACCUUGAUAUGAAUAAUGCUUUCCUUCAUGGUGAUUUAUAUGAAGAGGUUUAA